This is a messenger RNA of Caenorhabditis angaria, 1938 nucleotides long. The record is from the annotation of a GenBank genome assembly. Lineage: Eukaryota; Metazoa; Nematoda; Chromadorea; Rhabditida; Rhabditidae.
AUGGGGAACACUCAUCCAGCAUCAACAUCUCAAAAUCCUCAAGUUACUCUAAAUUCGAGUCGAGUUUCACUGAAAAAUCGCAAGAAAUUGGGAAGACAAAGAAGAUUAUCGGAUCCAAGUCAAAAGGUUGGUUUAGAGAAGCGAGGGCGAAAUUUGGGCAAGGAAUUUCAAAAAUUGACAGGAUCAUUUGAAAUUCAUGAAAAUUGAGCCUUUCUCGAGGUUCAAAAAAGUAUCAAAGUUCAAAAAUCUCGUAGACCCUAAUGAGAGAACGUUUUGGAGAACGGCUGAAAAUUUGAUUUUCAUUAAUUACAUUUAAAAAUGAAUUUAGAAAAAUCAAUAAAUUUAUAAUGCUCUGAUUAGUUCAAGAAUCAGUUUCAGAAGGUUUGGAAAACGAAAAUUGAGCUGAUUUUUCGCAAAAUUUUUGAUCAUGAAAAUUAAAAAAACACAUUAAAUUGAAAUUUCAAAAAAAUCUAGAAUCUGCAGAUGUGUACAUUACGAGCAGCUUCAUCUCAACCACCUCCAUCCACAACUCCUCCAACAAUUCAAAUCAACGGAAAAGAAAGUUUUGAUGAAAUCGAUGUGUCACAAAUGCGCGCAAAAAGUGCGAGUACUGUAGGUUUUCUUGUGUUUAUUUUUUGAAAGCCAUAUUCAAGCCAAACAAUUUAGGACUUCUCGAAUAUCGCAACUACGGCUUCUGAACGACGAAGAAUGUUUCUAUCAUCAACACACAAUUCGAAUGCGAGGUUGGGAAUUUUUUCAUAAACAUAUUUUGAAAAGUGAGGAUUUCAGAAGUUUGGACGAAUCAAUGUCGGCAAAAAUGCGAGCUCUGAUGCGAGCCAAAUCGCAUUCACCGUUGAAACAAAUGCGAACAUAUUCGUUUAGAUCAAUGUCGAGCGAAGAGAAUUUGAUAGACAGAGAGGUACGGUAGUUGAUCUGGGAUAAAAUGGAAGAGUUUGGGAGAACAAUUCUUGAACAUACGUCAGUUAAACUCUGACAGAAUUAGAACUUUAUAUUUCUUAUUGGCUGGCACAUUUCUUGUAGUUUCAAAUAAAUUUUUUAGUUCUGAAAAUGCGUCAGCUAAAACUUUCACUGACCCAUUUCUAUUGAAGAAAAUACAUUAUUUUUGAUGUUUUCUAUAUAUAAAUUUCAAGAUUGUCCCAGCAAAUCACAUAACAAAAUUUCUAAUUCUUCACACCAUCAAUUUUUCCUCAAGUUACAACAUUUUCACAGUUGCAUUUUCCAUCUACAGUAUCCCUCCUCCCUUCCAAAACCCACCUCUUCUAAUUCCAGAGUUGCUCACUAGUCCUCGAUUCUUGGCGACUCGUCGAAUCUCGCGCCACAAAAGAACGUGAAAAUUGGGAUUUCGGACAUUUUGUACUUCAGCGAGUCUUCAAUAAAAUGCCCGAAUUGGCUCGAUUGUUUGGUUUGGCCGAAAAUGAGGAUCUCACAACGAUUCCCGAAAAUCACGCAGUUCGAAGACACGCAAAAUUAUUCACUAAUGUUUUGCAUUUGAGUGUUAAAAAUAUGGAUGAAUUAGAGAUGCAGGUGGCUCCGACUGUUUUCAAAUAUGGAGAAAGGCAUUAUCGACCUGAUAUUGUGAGUUUGUAAGAAAUUGAGCAUAAUUCAGAAAUAAUUUGAAUUUUAAAAAAUUGAAUUUGAAAAACUUUGGCUCUGUAAACUCAAAAUUUCAAUUAAAAACAAUUUCAGAGCCCUCAUAUGACAGAAGAAAAUGUUCGAAUAUUCUGCUCUCAAAUCGUGUGCACAGUUUUCGAUUUUCUAGUCGAUUCUGAAGCGACCCCAAAAUGUGCUGAAGCCUGGAUUGAAUUAUUACGGUACUUGGGUCAAAAACUAUUGGAUGGUCAUGAAUUCGCAAAAUUGGUAGCCGAGAAGAAAAUAUCGAUUAAUCGAAAUGAUCAUCAUUUAUUUUUGAUGUUAUGA